Molecule: messenger RNA, 8201 nt
Organism: Melanotaenia boesemani (Boeseman's rainbowfish)
Lineage: Eukaryota; Metazoa; Chordata; Actinopteri; Atheriniformes; Melanotaeniidae
Exons: 11
Coding region: 255-7604 (2449 amino acids)
Source: RefSeq, a predicted model, not a curated record
UCCUGGUUGAUGGUAUAACACGCUGUCGGCGACUGUUAGCUCAGCUCGCAACUUCAACUUUUGAAAGCAUGGAAUUAGUCAGUUCUUAGUUUGUCAAAGAGACAUUAAACGAAAAUCACAUUAAAUUCAACUGUGUCGCGUGCAGUUUGCCCAGGGUAUGGCUCUGUAGACAGAGUUUACUUACAGUAGGCUUGCCAGCUUGCAACCGCCAGCUAAGCUAGCUAACUUGCUUGCUAGCUAUACUACAGUCCAAAAUGACUGACUGCUGCGCCGCAGCGGAUUGUGAUUACCAAGAACGGGAAUCCGAAAAUACCACCUCACUUUUCAGCUUCCCUUUGGAUCCGGAGCGUUGCAACCAAUGGUUGAACAACUGUCGUCGCCAAGAUUUGGCAUCUGAACCUCCGGAGCAGUUGCAUAAGCUGUAUAGACUUUGUGCAAAGCAUUUCGAGCCCUCUAUGAUCUCCCAUCAGAGUGCUUCCAGUUUUAUCUUAAAAGAAGAUGCUGUUCCAACAAUAUUUGACUUUGCAACGCCUGGGAAUAAACCGUCAGCGUGUAACAGGAAACGCGCUAGAGACCCUUCAGAAGAGGAAGACGCUGUUGUAAAGAAAACAAAAGAAAACACAGUAUCAGAAUUGAAAGAGGAGACAAAAGAAGAGUCUGGAGAGAACAGUGCAGCAUCUGAACUCCAAAAAGACAACCAACCCCAAGAGGAUGCAUCCACCUCAAAAGCAAAAGAGACUCUGAAAGUUUAUUUCAAGGAAAUCCUGGCACUGACGGGAUUCAGCAUCAAUGGCGCAAACAUCAGCUCUGAUGAGCCAAUUGGAGGUGCGAGAGGCCAGCAGGCUCUUAAUCGUGUCUGUGUGGAGAAAAUUGACAAGAAAGAAAUUUUACAGUUCAGUGAAGACCUCAUGCGGGAGGAGAUCCAGAACAGCCUCAGACUGGCACGAUUCUUCUCCGUUCUGCUGCAGGAUGUGACUAACAUAGAGGGAAAGGAGCAGAUUCCAGUUUUCAUCCGAUCUGUCACAGUUGCUGGUUUCCCACAAAAGCACCUCGUCGGGUUCUUACCGUGUGACCUGGAUGCAGAGAAUAUGUUUUACAUGCUCCUCUCUGAGCUGCGAAACAAAUGGGGGCUGAGGAUGGAGCACUGCAGAGGACUCACUUAUCUUAUUACAGGGAGCUUGUGUCAGAAAAUGCGAGACCUGACCUGUAGAAUCCUGCAGGAGUUUCCACAAGUAGUUCUGUCACCAAGUGACCCAUAUGCUUUCAAUAUAUGGAUCAUUCGCUGCAUGCCUGUACCAUCAAUCCAGAAGGUUGCAGACACUGUAGAGGAGGUGGCCUCAUUACUCAGGAGAACACCAGAGCUGAGCAAGAGAUUGGAAGGAAAGAUCCAGAUGACGUACGGGCAUGUAAAAGGGGAAGUUGAAAGGAUCAAAGCGGCCAUCAGUGGGAAUUGGGAAUAUGGCACUGAUGCCUUCCAGACCUUGUUAGAAAUUCUGGAGCCAUUCUUGAACUGUAUCAAUGAGAUCAUUUCAAAGGUAGAUGAAGAUACUGCUGAACAGAUGGCCAAGCUCAAACCAGUUUUAAAGAAUUUCAAUUUCAUCAUCACACUCGUCGUUCUGAAGAACACCCUCUGUUGUGUCAGCAUACUUAACUCAAGUCUCAGGGGAAUAAUAAGCAUCAGCAGUACUUUGCAGUACACAAUUUCCAAUGCCUUAAAGCUGGUAAGCAAAUACCAACAGGAGCUCGCAAUAUUUCACAGGAAAUGGUUUUCCGAUGCAGUCGGUCGUGCAAAGAAACUGGGAGUAGAGGUCAUUAAACCAGAGAUGGAUCAAGCCGACACAACCGAGACACCACUGGAGGACUUUUACAGAGAGUCUCUGAGUCGGCCCAUCUUGCAGUAUCUUGUUGCAGAGGUGAAGAGGGUGUUCAGCACCGAGAUGGUUAGGAUUCUCCGAUGGCUCUCGUUAGUCCCAUCUUACAUGGCUGACCACAAUUUCAGCAUUCGCAGGGAUAAAGUUGCAGAUGCCAACUUAAACAACCUUGCACGGCCUGACACGUUCUACGAAGAGCUCGGUUGCUGGGAGGUGAAGUGGAGGCACGCGAGCAAGCGCAGAAUCCUCCCGACCACUGUUUUUGCAACACUCAAGAUUCCAGAUAUUGGAUUUUACCCAAAUGUGCAGAGCUUGCUGAAGGUGUUGGGCACUGUUCCAUGUGUAAAUGCAGAGGCUGACGUGUACGGACAGUACCAUAUGGUACUGGAUCGGUGCCAGUCCUAUCUGAAUGCCAACCCAGAGGACCAAAGACAGUGCAGCAUGGCAUUUGUGUAUGUAAACCAGGAUGUGCACUUCAGUGUUGAACAAACGGUAGAGUCAUAUGUCCAGAAGCACCCAGACAUCCUGCAGCUGCUUCAGAGGGAUGAUGACACAACAGAGAAGCCUCCACAAGUGGCAGUCCACGGAAACCAUGCUGAAAAGGAUACAGAAGAGGAAUUACAACUCAUAAAUCUAGAGAUGGAUGCUGAGAGGCUUGUGGAGAUGAAAUGUGCAGAAACUGACAGAGAAGCUCUUAAAUCUGCCUUGCAGGCUGCGGUGGUGGCUGCUUACAGCAGUCACAGCCGGUUAAAUAGCGACGCUGGUCCUGCUCAGGAUGGAGAGGUUGAGUAUGUGACCAAGUCUGAAAUGAAUGAAGUUCUCACUGUGUGCGAGAACGCUGUCAGGGAGGGAAUUCUCAUGGAAGUGGGGAGUUCAUUUUUCUCUCUGAUCAUUGACCGAGUCGUGAAGCUGGGGGAGAAGGACUAUCUUCCACUCUUCCUAAGGUUUGUGGACAGUUUUGAUGUCAUGCGAUUGGAGCUUAUGGGAUUCCUUGAGACCGAUCUUGAUUGUGACAUCAUGGUCCAGCGUCUCCUGGAAAUAGUAACUGUCGAGUGGCGUCUUGAUUUGAAUAACUGCAGAGGCCAAGCUUACCUUGGCUCUGGUGAUGUUUCCUACAAGCUGAAAGCAUUUGCCUGCAAAGUUCAGGAGAAAUAUCCUCUUGCUAUAAGCACACACAGUUCUUCCUACUCCUUCAACACAUGGUGGUCAAAAUCCAUCCCAGUGCCUGCGGUUAAAAGAGCCCUGGAUACAUUUGAAGAGGUUUUGAUGUUUUUCGGCAGCAGUUCUGCUCUAGAAAAACAACUUGGCCAUGUGAUAGAGUAUGGACUCAGAGAGAGCUAUGAAAAGAUCCAGGAGUUACAAGGAAAGUUCUGCUCUGUUUGGCAAGAGAAGCAUGACUCUUAUGAGGUGUUUGUACAGAUGCUGGAGCCUCUUGUUGAAUGUCUGGAGAAAGUAAAAAGCAAUCCACAGAGGUGGAAAACAUCCGUUUCCGAACAAGCAGGCGCUCUUCUCCGCAAGGUUAUGGAGUUUGAUUUUAUCAUUGCCAUGGUGGUCUUGAAGAAUGCAUCAUCUUUUACCAGAGAGCUUAGUGCAGGUAUCCAGAAGGACCAAUUCAGUGCUGCAUCCCAGCUUUGCCAAAUCAGUGGUAUUGUGGCUACUCUGAACAGAGUGAAAACAAAUAUGAAGGUAUUUCACCAGAACUGGUUUGAUGAGGCUUGUGCAAUGGCACAGAGUCUUAGAGUACAGAUUGAAGUGCCUGAAAACUCCAUGCCAAGAGACGGCAUGAUAAAGCCAGUGGGAUUUUACAAAGAUUGCUUGAGUGUGCCCCUUGUAGACAACCUCAUCAAUGCUGUGAAGGACCAUUUUUCAGAGGACCACAAAGAAGCUCUCAACUUCCUCUCUCUGGUGCCAUGCUCAGUCACCGUGAGUUACGUGUUUGAGAGCUUGAAGUCAAAGCCUCCUCUCUACAGUAGUGAUCUCCCUGAUGCAGACAACUUCUUCACAGAGCUGUGUUGUUGGAGAGUAACAUGGAAGACCAAAGUGGCAUCUGUGUCUAUCCCAAGUUCCAUAUUUCACACAUUACGUCUACCACUCAUGCAGUACUUCGGGAACAUCAAUACCCUGCUGAGGAUUAUGUCUGUGCUCCCCAGCACGGCUCUGGAGGACUGUGGUGUUGUAAUGCGCCACAAGAAGUUCCUCAACUACCUGAGAAAUACUAGUCCCAAAGACAGGUCCCCAUGUUUGGCGAUGCUGCAGGUGGGCACAGACUUCAACAGAGACCUGGACCGCAUGGUGACCCAGUGUUUGAAAGUUACUCCACAGGCUUUGGAGGGUAUCUGUCUGGACAAAGAAUCCAAGAGCCUCAUCAAGAACUCUGAAAUUAAUAUGGAAGUUGAUUUUGUCAAAGAGGAAGAGGAGGAGCCCAAAGUUCAGCAGUCCCCUGAGCAGAUGCAGGAUCAAGACAUGAAACCAGCAGAUGAGAAUGGGCACGCAGGAGAUAACCGCCAAAGUCUGGCUACAGUUUUUAAGAUGGCUGCACUGCUGGGAAAAAAGAACAGCGGUCUCUGUGACCUCUUGGAAGAAGACCGAGAGCCGCUUGUUCAGGAGCUCAAGAUGUGCCACUGGUUUGGAAGUGAGAGCAAAAACACUUCUAUUAGUGAGACUGAAAUGGUGAACCUCCUCAUAAAUGGAAUCAGAGAUGUCAUACUUAAAGAAAUACAGGAAUCCCCCUUCUUCUCUCUUAUAACAGACAAACCUGUUAGAAUUGCUGAUAAGACCCACUUACCUGUGUUUGUCAGGUAUGUCGGAGAAUCUGCUCCAAAAGUAGAGCUCAUGGGUUUCUUACCAUUUGAUGAAAACUGUAAUGUUGACAGGCAAGCAAGUAAUCUUGCAAAGAUUCUCACUGAAGACUGGGGCCUACCAAUGUCUCAGUGUCGAGGGCAAGCGUUCAUGCAUCUGGGCUCCAGUUAUCAAAGCCUGAAGAAAAUGUCUUUGGAUUUCCUCAAGAGCUACCCGCUUUGUGUCGUAACACCCAGCGAGUCUUGUGGCCUUGCCCACUGGCUGGCUGGUAGUGUGCCUUGCCCUUCAGUGGCAAAAAUGCUGGACAUCACAGAAGAUCUGCUGCAGUUCUUUGAUGAAUCUCCUUGCCUGGAAGGGGAGUUAGCACAAGCUGUUGAUGAGCUUUUAAAUAUGCCAAGAGAGGCUUUAGAGGAAUUUCCAGAAACGUGCUGCUCCAGAUGGAAGAAGAGAGAGGACUUCUUUGACAUCCUUGCUGACACACUUGAGGGCAUUCUUAGGUGCCUAGAUACCGUUAGCUCCAGUGCCACAGGUGCCAAGUCAAUGCAUGCCCAAGUUCUGUCCACUGCCCUGAGGAACAUGGAUUUCAUCGUCACCCUUGUGAUUCUGAAGAAUGCUUGUGCUCCACUUCGUAACUGCAGCACCGUCUUCCGCUGUGGAAACCCGGCUGACAUCCUCUGUGAAGUGGAAAAAAUCCCUUCAAUCAUAGAGAAUCUGGAGAAAAUGUUACAAAAUGUGAGUGCUCUGCACUCCACGUGGUUUGAACAAGCCUUCCAGCUAGCAACCAAGGUCGCUCCUGAGCAAGUGUGCUUCUCAGAGGAAGCCAACAGCUAUGACUCUCCAGAGAUUUAUUACAGAGAAAAUCUGAGCGUACCACUCCUUCAAAGCCUUGUUGAUGAAAUGAAAUACUGCUUCUCUGACAGCCACUUAAAAGCCCUAUCAGUCCUGUCAUUGCUGCCCUCCUGCAAUCCACAGCCCAUACUUUCAGAGUCCAUAGACAAGCCUUUCAGCAUCUUCCUUACAGAUAUUCCUGACCCUGAAUCGGCUGAGCAGGAAAUGAACACCUGGGCAGCCGUCUGGAGAGAGAAAUACCAGGAUGUUGCUCCUCCAGCAUCCAUCGCUGAAGCACUUGUCCAUCCUGAGUCCAAGAGUCAUCCAGCCGUUUCCUUACUGCUCAGGCUAGUAGCUGUCCUGCCUAGUGUCAGUAUGGAGUGUGACCUGAUGAAGACCACUCUGAAUUCAAUGAGGGAUCUGUUUAAAAACACUGUAUGCAGAGGCAGCAGAACCAUUCAGGUGAUGCUCAUCUCUCACUGGACAACACUCCAGAGGCUUCCAGAAGUCAUUGAGAAGUGCAUCGAGGUUGACCCAGAGAGUAGUCCAUGUCUGUCCCAGGUGAUGGGAACUCUGCAAAGACUCAAGUUGGACAGAGGAAGCCUUGCACACAACUCCAGUGAUGCAGCGAAACCUGCUGAUGGAGAGACAAAACUGGCUGGUCAGGAAGGAAAACUAGCGGCUGUUCAAGGACCAGGAAUGGCAGCGUCUUUCUAUGAGCCGCAGCUACGUGAACAAAUCAUCAAGGAACUUUGGGACUCUCAGUUCUUCACUAUUAUAACUGAGCAAACGGUUGAAAUUGAUGGUGAGAUCUAUGUGCCAUUGUGCAUCAGGUACUUAAACAAGGAGGACAUCCAGUGUGAGGAAACGCUGGCUUUCAUCCCUUUCACUGAAGACUCUGUUGUCCUUGCAGACGCUAUUGAAACAGCCCUGUCUGAGAAGUGGGGGCUCAACAUGGCGUAUUGCAGAGGACAGGCCAUGCUGAGUGUUGGUGGUGUAGGUGCUCAGAUGAGGGCUGUAUGUCUAGCUAUAGCUAACAAAUACCCACAGGCUGUUAGAACUGCCAGCUCUGCUUUGUCCCUCAAUGUGUGGCUGGCAAGAUCAUCAUCUGCUGAAGAAGCAGCCGACGGGGCAAUCCUCAUAAGUAAACUAUUACACUGGCUCAUGGAGGAUCCAGAACGCCAGAACAAACUGGAAGACAUGAUCAUUUGUGUGUUCCAGCAUGAUGAAGGAAAGAGUUGUGAGCUGAGUGACAAGCUCACCAAGAAUUGGGAGAAGAGUCACGAUAUGUUUGAGGUAAUUGUAGAGAUUUUAGAAGCAAUCAUGCUCUGUUUGAAUGAGCUGAAAGGGGAGGGAAGUACUUCAGACCAACAGCAAGCAUCACACUUCUUUGAUUCAAUCAGAAACUUUGAGUUCAUCCUUUCUACUGUGGUGCAGAAAAAUGUUUUGAGUGUAACUAAAAGGUUGAGUCAGUCUCUUCAAGGCAAACCCUUAGAUAUGUUGCUUGCUGUGAAUAGCUUACCCGAUGUCAAAGCCUCCCUCAGCAAACUCCACAGUGACAUUGACAUCCAUCACAAGGCCUGGUUUGAAGAAGCAGUGGCCCUGGCUUCCAAACUCCACAUCACCAUGUUGCAUUCAGUGCUUCUAGAGCCGUUGAGUGAGUUUUACAAAGAGUCUGUCAGCAUGAAGGUUGUGGAGCACUCCAUAGCAGAAAUCAACGACCUCUUCACAGAAAAGGUAAUGGAUACCUUGAGAUGUCUGGAGAUUGUGCCUUACGCAAUGUCCAAAGUAGAAACCAGCAUUCUUAGUGGUCUCAUGUUCCGCCUGUACAAGGAUGACUUGCCAGAUCAAGCCUCGCUUCACUCCGAGAUGAAGGCAUGGAAGGAGAAAUGGUUGGAUCCUCUGGCAGGCUAUCUUCCAACGACUGUGCUUGAUACUCUCAAGACAUCGCAGAUCAGAAGUUUCAGCAACAUUGAAACUCUGCUCAGACUUCAGGUCAUCUUGCCAUUUUCAAGAAGGGAGAGCAACUUCAGGCAGGGAAAAAGAAGCUUGCAGGAGUUCAUUCAACAGGAGAGGAGAUCCCAAGCUGAGUUGCAUCCUCUGUAAGAGUUGCAGGUCUUUAGAUUUGUGUCAGAUGCAGCGCCACCAUACUAAAAGACUAAUGCGUUCAGCUCUUAUUGAGCAUUUCUGAACACAGUUCCCGUGUACAUUGAGUUUCUUUUGGUUGUCAUCCUGCAAAACCCUGCCCUGUGCUCUUAUGUUUUUGUUUGUUUUUUUUAAAUUUUGUAGUUUGUACAGUUGUACUGCCCAAUGGGACCAAUAUCGUAAAAAAAGCCCUACAUAUGGUUAUCAAUGCUUGUGUGCCUUGAGAAACUAAUAAUUCCUCCCAUGUUUUAUCAUAAUAUGGUUGUUUAAAAAUGUCCCAUUGGCUUUUUGAAAGAACUCUAUUUUUCUUCCAUUAUGAGAAACCACCAGACUGAUUUAUCUAUCGCUGUCAUUAGUUACUUCUAAUUAUGUAAUUGCACCCUUAUCUUUCCUGGGCACAAAUAUAGAAAUGGUUAGUUCUAUCUUCUGAUGAUUUCUCAUGUUUCCUGUCCUCUCGCAGGAAUGAAUUUGCUGUAAACGUAUCUUUGAGAAGAAUGUUUCCUUAAUAGGAGAACCAUCAUAUAUAUUUGUCAAAAAAGUAAUAAAAUGAUCCAAAAA